AUGACUCAGCCUCAAUACUGUACUCGUCGCCGUCCCAUCCCCAUUAUCCCUAGUAAGCGUCAAAUACACCUACUUCCCGGCGCCGCAGUUAUUCUCAACCUGCGCAUAUUGAGCACCGGGGAAAGACUGCUCUCCCGUGCCGCAUUCAUAUGCUGGCCAGUCGGGGGUUCGAGUGCAAGAAACGUUUUCGUAGAAGCGGACUGUGCAGGAGCUGAGGGCGCCGGGGAUGGUGAGGAGGGUGAGGAGGAGUGUGGUUUUCAUGUCUGCAUUGAAAUCUCUAUUUGCCAUGUUCAUGUUCAUGAAGACUUGGGUAUGACCACUCCAGUAUACGGAAACUGGAAGCCAAAACCGAGGUCCUGUAUCCCUGAAGACCCUGUCAAUAUCGAUUUGUCAUUCAACCAACCUAGCCGAAUACCAGAUCCAUUCGUAUUCUCAGACCACAGAGGACACGUCCAUGACUUCCGGUACUCUUGGUAUAAGCAGGAAGCUGUAUAUUGUCGUAUCACGCGGCGCUUAUCCUAUAUCAGCAACACUAUACCCCGUGGUGAAGUACUCAUGCUCAGAAAUGCGCAGCCAAAAAAGCACUGA
Molecule: messenger RNA, 588 nt
Organism: Aspergillus chevalieri
Lineage: Eukaryota; Fungi; Ascomycota; Eurotiomycetes; Eurotiales; Aspergillaceae
Exons: 3
Coding region: 1-588 (195 amino acids)
Source: RefSeq, a predicted model, not a curated record